CGCAUACAUACGCGCAUGCGCUUUACGUCGCAAAGCGAAAGUGUUUUCUGAAAACGUCGACUUGUUCAUUCAGUGAACACAAACAGGAGCACCGACAAUGAGCAACACCAAAGUAGCCCUGGUCACUGGUUCAAAUAAAGGCAUCGGGCUCGCUAUCGUGCGGGCAAUGUGUAAGCAAUACGCCGGGGACGUGUACUUGUCAGCCCGGGAUGUGGGACGAGGAAACGCGGCGGUGGAGGGUCUGAAGAAAGAGGGUCUCUCACCCCUUUUCCAUCAGCUGGAUAUUAAUGACCCAAACAGCAUUCGUACUGCACGAGACUUCUUCAAAGAGAAGUACGGGGGCUUGGACGUGCUCGUCAACAACGCUGGAAUUGCCUUCAAAAAUGCAGAUACAACAGCAUUUGGAAUUCAGGCGGAUGUGACAUUAAAGACCAAUUUCUUUGCCACCAGAGAUAUGUGCAAUGUCUUCUUGCCCAUUAUCAAACCUGGAGGUAGGCUGGUGAAUGUCUCCAGCAUGAUGAGCUCUAUGGCUUUGGGCAAGUGUAGUCCAGAACUCCAGGCCCGUUUCCGUAGCGACGACAUCACCGAGGAGGAACUGGUCGGGUUGAUGGAGCGAUUCGUUAGUGAUGCCCAGGCAGGUCUCCACUCUGAACGAGGCUGGCCCAGUUCUGCGUAUGGGAUCUCCAAAACCGGCCUCACCACCCUGACUAGGAUCCUGGGCCGAAAUCUGACCAAAGAGAGGCCUGGAGAUGAGAUCCUGUGCAAUGCAUGCUGUCCUGGAUGGGUCAGAACUGACAUGGCUGGGCCAAAUGCAACAAAGUCACCAGAUGAGGGUGCUGUCACUCCAGUGUACUUAGCACUGCUGCCCGCGGGGGCAAAAGAGCCCCAUGGACAGUUUGUGUCGGAGUUGAAAGUUCAGCCGUGGUGAGAGG
Molecule: messenger RNA, 932 nt
Organism: Paramisgurnus dabryanus
Lineage: Eukaryota; Metazoa; Chordata; Actinopteri; Cypriniformes; Cobitidae
Gene: cbr1
Product: carbonyl reductase 1
Molecular function (GO): carbonyl reductase (NADPH) activity
Source: RefSeq, a predicted model, not a curated record